GACGUGACUUCCGGUCUCUCUCCCUCACACACACACAGGCGACAUUUACAACAACAAGGCGAGCCGAGAGGACGAAGCAGACGACGGCACCACCUGAGCACACAGGUACGGAGAACAAAACCCUCUCUCGUAAAUCCAAGAACUACCACGACAGAAGACUUCCUAUCAAUAUAAUUGGAAGCCACCAACUUCCCCAGCAGAUGAAGCAGACGCUGUAGAAGGGGAACCACAUCCCUCCCCCACCAUCAAAACCCACUGCAGAGACAGUUGUCUUGUUUUAUCUGAGCCCCAGAAUGGAGAGGAUUUGAGGCAGCUUUCUCCUCAGGUGAUUCCUGAGUUGUGACACAAAAAACUCAGGUUCUUCAGAGCCCGCCCUGCUAGUAAUAUGAGCCAUGGACUCCUUGGCAGUUGAUAGUCCUGUUACCCUGGUCAUCAAGGCCCCCAACCAGAAGUAUGAAGACCAGACCAUUAACUGCUUCCUCAACUGGACCGUGGAGAGGCUGAAGAGUCACAUCACCAACGUGUACCCCAGCAAGCACCUCGGUAGGGACCAGCGACUGGUGUACUCGGGGAGGCUCCUUCCAGACCACCUACAGCUCAGAGAUGUGCUCAGAAAGCAGGAUGAAUACCACAUGAUGCAUCUAGUGUGUGCCUCUCAGCCCCCAGCCUCACCCAUGCCUCGAAGCCCCGCCAUGGCCAGCUCUUCUGCUUCUGACGCCAGCAGUUCAGACAGCGCCGGAUCCGCCUCCCAUGCCAGUCAGCCAGCCCCCUCCUCCUCCUCUGCUUCCUCCUCCUCUGCUUCUGUCCCAGGAAGUUAUGACGGGGUGAGGUAUCGCGGCGGCGUCCCCCAGUACAACCCUCAGGGCCCCGCUGCUGUUCCUCAGUGGCCAGACGGAGCCCAGGUCCCUUUACAGGGCGACCUCCCUGCCAACAUGCCCCCCCACCCCAUGUACAUGCCCAUGCAGAUGCUGUGGUGGCAGCAGAUGUACGCACGCCACUACUACAUGCAAUACCAAGCAGCAGUAGCCGCCUCCCAGCCUCCCGGCGCCCCCACCUUCCACUCCCUCCUCCUCCCCGCUUCAACCGCCCCCCAGCCCAACGAGGCCGUGCAGCCCCCGCUGGGGCCAAACCCGGCGCCCAACCCUCUGCCCGAGAACCGACCCGCCAACCCGAACAUCCAGAUGAACGCGCAGGGCGGGGCGGUGAUGAACGACGACGAGCUGAACCGCGAUUGGCUGGACUGGUUGUACACGGUGUCCCGCGCCGGCGUCCUGCUCAGCAUCGUCUACUUCUACUCCUCCUUCAGCCGCUUCGUCAUAGUGAUCGGCGCCAUGCUGCUCGUAUACCUGCAUCAGGCUGGUUGGUUUCCCUUCAGGCCGGAGCAGCAGAACCACAGAGGAGGAGAACGGGUCAGACCUCCUCAGGAGGAGCCGGAGAGACACCAGGACAUACAGGAAAUGGAGCGCCUGAUGGAUGAGGGGAUGGAGGGGGUGGAGGAGGACGACAGGGGUGAGGACGGAGCUGGAGGCCCAGAGGACCAGGACCAAGACCAAGCUGCCGCCGCCGCCGCCCCUGUCGUCCCCGAACCAAGCUUCGUUACCACCGCGUGGUCCUUCAUCAGCACCUUCUUCACCUCGAUCAUCCCAGAGGGACGGCGCCAACCGGUCAACUAGGGCGACCCCCCCACCUCUCAUACACCCCUCUACAUCCUGCCAGCAGGUACCGCUCGACAGAAGUACCACAAUACCCACCUUGGUCUUUACCCCCCUAAAUACCCCCCAAAGCAUCUUCAAAUACCCCGAUGCGUUCAAAUACCCUUUUCCCCGCCCGGACCGCCCGGUUUAACCCGAGCCAGGCGGCUACACACCUCCUACAUUCAAAACCGGCUCCUCUUAAAUUCAUGAGCAGAUGCUUUGUGAGCUCUGCAGGAAGUUAAGAGAAUAAAGGAUAAUAAAGAAAGUUAAUCUCACGUUGUGUUAAUGGAUCUAGUGCUUCAGCAGUGAUAGUUUUCUUUCUUCUUUUUUUUUUUUUUUUUUUACUUUCAUUGGUGAAUUCGUUGAGACGUGGUGAUGGUGAGAGAACCCGGAGGAUGCUGUCUUCCAUUUUAAACAGUGAUGAGGUCAUGCUUUUGAAACUUUUUAAAUGAGGGAUGUGACCAAAACAACUAAAACAAAAAAUCAGGAUCUCCCUAAAAUAAAAAGGGAGAUGUUGUGUCCUUAACAAACCAUGAAAACCCCACAUCCCUAAAGACAUUUUCAUGUAUGCACACGAUUUGCAUAAAGACAUUGCAGCUACUGAAGCACAUUGUUUUCCCACAUUGUGUAUUUGAAUAUUAUUUACACAUGUAAGUAUAUGCAUCUUUAAUUCCUGAAUAUAUGCUUUUUUUGAAUAAAAAUAUUGCUGCGGUUUGA
Anoplopoma fimbria (sablefish) is the source of this 2411-nucleotide messenger RNA. RefSeq names its product HERPUD family member 2 (gene herpud2). Gene Ontology annotation, biological process: endoplasmic reticulum unfolded protein response. Gene Ontology annotation, molecular function: protein binding. The record is from RefSeq and is a predicted model, not a curated record. Lineage: Eukaryota; Metazoa; Chordata; Actinopteri; Perciformes; Anoplopomatidae.